AUGUCUGUCGAAGUCAUCCAGACCAUCUCCCCAAACACCAACGAGGCCAUCAUCACUCGCAAUGGCCCCUCGGCUGAAGAGAUAGACAGUCUGCCCAAGACUUCCGCUGAGGCUUUCAAGACUUGGAGCAAGACCUCUCUGGCGGAGAGACAGGAAAUCAUCAAGAAGGCGCUCAAAUUGCUUGCCGACAACACUGAUGAGCUGGCCCUCGAGUUGACUACCCAGAUGGGCAGGCCUAUUGCUUAUGGAGCAAAGGAAGUGUCCACAGCCAUCAGCCGGUCCGAGUAUCUUGUCAAGAUAAGCGAGGAGGUGCUCAAGGACACUGAUGGCGAGCCGGAGAAAGGAUUCAAGAGGUUUAUUCGCAAGGUCCCCGUUGGGCCUGUGCUUGUCCUCUUCGCGUGGAACUAUCCGUACCUCAUCCUUGUUAACUCUCUCAUCCCUGCUCUUCUUUCAGGCAACACAGUCAUCCUGAAGCCGUCGCCGCAGACGCCUACUAUUGUGGAGCAAGUUUCCAAGGCCUUCACCCAGGCAGGCCUGCCCUCAGGCGUCCUUCAGUACUUCCAUGCCGGCUCGCCCACAACGAUCGAGUCUCUCGUUCGCAACCCUUUGAUAUCCCUGGUGUGCUUCACCGGCUCAGUCGCCGGCGGUCUUGCCGUGCAAAAGGCAGCCUCAGACCGCAUUGUGGACGUUGGCCUGGAACUUGGUGGCAAGGACCCUGCCUAUAUCCGAAGUGAUGUAGACAUUGCUUGGGCGGCAGAGGAAAUUGUCGACGGAGCCAUAUUCAACUCUGGCCAGAGUUGCUGCUCCAUCGAACGGGUCUAUGUUGACGAGACGAUUCACGACAAAUUCGUCGAGGCCGUUCAGGUUGUCCUCAAGAGCUACAAGCUUGGCGAUCCAUUUGACAAGACCACAAACAUUGGACCUGUCAUCUCGACGAGGUCAAAGGCAGCCAUUGAGGCACACGUCAAAGACGCAGUCGACAAAGGCGCGAAGGACGUGACGCCUGAGAACGAAUCGUUCAGUAACCCUCCUCCAAAGGGAAACUUUGUCAAGCCUACCCUGCUGACCGGCGUCACGCACGAAAUGGCUGUCAUGACGGAGGAGACCUUCGGCCCAGUCAUUCCUGUGAUGAAGGUCAAGAACGACGAGGAGGCUGUCAAGCUCAUGAACGACAGCGAGUUUGGCUUGACCGCCAGUAUCUGGACCAAGGACACUGAUAAGGCGUAUGAGCUGGCCGGAGAUGUCGAAGCUGGUACCGUGUUUGUGAAUCGUUGUGAUUUCCCCAGUCGCGAUCUGGCGUGGACUGGUUGGAAGAACUCAGGCAAGGGACAAACCUUGAGCCGAUUCGGAUUCGAUCAGUUUGUGAAGCUGAAGAGCUUCCACCUGAAGGAUUACCCCAAAUAA
Diaporthe citri is the source of this 1404-nucleotide messenger RNA. RefSeq lists its product as uncharacterized. Gene Ontology annotation, molecular function: aldehyde dehydrogenase (NAD+) activity. The transcript has 3 exons. The coding region runs from base 1 to 1404 and encodes 467 amino acids. The record is from RefSeq and is a predicted model, not a curated record. NCBI's taxonomy places the organism in Eukaryota, Fungi, Ascomycota, Sordariomycetes, Diaporthales, Diaporthaceae.